UAUCAACCCCACCACUCCACACCCUCCACACCCUUCGUACAACCCCAAAUUCCCGUGACAACCACCCAAAACCACCCCAACCAACCUUGAACCAAUACCAAAAAUGACCACCACCGAUCAAAUCUCAGUCCUCUUUGUCUGCCUCGGCAACAUCUGUCGCUCCACGAUGGCAGAGGGGGUCUUCCGAUCACUAGUCUCCAAGCCACCGUACCAGGCGAUGAUAGCGAAAGUUGACUCCUGUGGGACGGGGGCGUAUCAUAUUGGAUCGAGUCCGGAUUCGAGGACCAUGUCGACGUUGAGGGAGAAUGGGGUUGGGGAUUAUGUGCAUGCUGCUAGGAAGGUGGGUGGGGUUGAAAUUAAAGAGUUAUUUAUUGGGGAUGUGAGGUUCGGUGCUGAUGAGUUUGUAGAUUCGGAAGGAGGAUUUUGGGGAGUUUGAUUAUGUUUUUGCUAUGGUAUGGGGGUUUCUUUCUUCCUUUUUUUUUAUGUUUAUUUUUGUGAGGUGAGAUGGGAUAUUUUCACCUGAUCAACUUUUCAGAAUCUGUCUGGUCUGAAAUGAGGCUCUAUCAUUUAUUUCGAGCCUCAUAAGAGGUUCAAACUUCAUUAUUGGGUCUCAGCUGACCGACUCCCUCAGGAUCGUGACAACCUCCGAGAUCUCCAAAGAAUCCACGAGCGAAGCGGCGGCAAGGCCAAAGUCAUGCUCUUCGGUGAGUACGCAGGCAAGAAGAAGGCUGAGGAAGUGGAUGAUCCGUAUUACGGGGCUCGGGAUGGCUUUGAUAUUGCCUAUGAGCAGUGUAUGAGGUGAGAUACUCACUUGUUAAGUUGCUAUCGGGUAAUGCGUACUUUGCGAUUCGUUUUGCUUACCUAUGGACAUCAGGUUCAGCCAUAAUUUCUUGAAGGAAGUUUUUCCGGAUGUUAAGCCGUGAAACUAUUGAAAAAAGGCGGGCGAAUUCGGAUGACGUGAAAUACUGGUAGGAAGCGGGGAGUUCAGUAGUUCUGCAGCAGAUUUGUUUGCCACAAAACAUGUUUGUACUGUGGGGUACUUGAUAGAUCGACUUGAUGGGAGGGGUUGAACUAAGCCUUGUGGUAGCAGCGCAAGAAGGCAUGAAUUUAGAGCUUGAAAA
This is a messenger RNA of Hymenoscyphus albidus, 1121 nucleotides long. Lineage: Eukaryota; Fungi; Ascomycota; Leotiomycetes; Helotiales; Helotiaceae. The record is from the annotation of a GenBank genome assembly.